AUGACCGUGCAGCGCCCGUCGUGGCCGCCGCUGUACUUCCCGCACUUCCACGGCACGGAGCCGGUGCCGCGGCCGGCGGGCGGCGCCUGGGCCCCGCUGGCCGCGCUGUGCUGGCCGUGGCAGCCGCUGCCGGCCGCGGCCGGGCCGCCUCGCUACGCCGCGCUGCCCGCGCCCGUGGUGCCGGAGCCGCCGCGCCUCUGCUGCCCGCCCGCAGCGCCGCGGACCGGGGAGGCGGCGCGGCGGCCCCCGGAGCUGGCGCAGCUGCAGCUGCAGGAGGAGAUGUGCGAGCUGGGCAUCCGCCUCAAGGAGCUGGAGCUGGCGGCGCUCAUCGGCGACGGCUUCGACGCCAGGCAGUAUAAAAUCCUGAAGGCACUGGAAGAAAAGAAGAUACAAAGCAUGAAAGCAAUGCAGAACAUGAAGUAA
This is a messenger RNA of Agelaius phoeniceus (red-winged blackbird), 423 nucleotides long. RefSeq names its product chromosome 6 C11orf91 homolog (gene C6H11orf91). Lineage: Eukaryota; Metazoa; Chordata; Aves; Passeriformes; Icteridae. The record is from RefSeq and is a predicted model, not a curated record.